AGUAUACCUCCCGUUCGCUAUAUUCUAUAUUAUAUCGCGACAUGAUCAUGAUGAGCAUGUCAAAUUCAACGCAUGGCCCUUGGAGAGAGCCAAAGUGGUUGAGGUUCAACAGGGCCAUCGGGAGGGGAAUGCACCUCGCUCAGAGUCAUCUUCCGGAGUCGUCCAAACCAUAGAUUUCGUCAUUGUGGCCUGGAUACAUAACUCGUUGAUCUCUUCAGGGUCUAGGCCUCUGGCUAGUGCUUUCUCCAUUCAAAAACCUUAUGUGCUCACACACGUGGGUGGUGAGGACUAGAGUCUGAGGUUCAGACGAGCCAGGCUGAUCUAGAAGGAAGCCCAUGGCCAUGGCAAGGAUGAAGAUCCAAUCUAAACAGUGUGAUGUUUGAUUAUGAACCUUUCUGUCUCAUCCGUCGAGUGGCAAAGUUUGCCCCGCACGUGCAAAGAAGCCACGCUCACAAACAACUAUACCUUGUUCGACCCUGAAUCCCAGGGUUUUGUUUUACUGGUCCAUUGGCCAACUAGGGCAAGGUGACGGUCUUCAGUUGGGAUUUCGAGCGGUACGUCUUCAAUCAUGUAGUGCCAACCACAGCUGUCCGUGGAAACAGCUUGGCCUCCUGUUUUGGGUUCCAGCGUCACGGACGAUUGCAGAAGCUGCGCCAGCUGUGGGGAAGACUUCUGGCACGGUCCAAGAUGUAGAUUGCCUCUGGGGAUAGGACGUCAGAUGUUUGGUAGGAACUUCAAAGCUGAAGAUUACCCAGCCAGCUUCCUUGGUUCAAGCGGUGCCUCCUGAUUUUCGCUGGGCCAUGAAUGGCAAGAUCCUCCAUUUGGUGGGCUCACAAACUAGCGACUACUACUAUGGCGUGUCACGAGUCAUGUAUGCUCCUGGAUGUAUCGCGGCCCUGCCCGAGCUCGACCAUCUUGUGCUCUUGGCCCGGCUCGAUGGCACUUGGUCUCUCUGUACCUCCUUGGACAAGGCGGACCAUGCGGAACGGCUCAGCUUACCAGAGGCCCUGGGCCAGUUGGGUCGCGAGAAGAUCGCCUGCACCUGGGUUUGGAUGGUGGACUUGGGGUUGAGGGGGGUGAAUGGAGAACCUCCAGGGAAAGUUGAUAUUUUUGGAGCCACACAGGGGGCAAUCUGAUCGAGGUGUGCAGCCCCAUAUGUUCGACUACAAGGGCAUGGUGUCGACUCGGAGCAUCGCGGAAUUGUUGGACAUUCCCAUGGUUGGCUCUCCCGGAGAGGUCAUGGCCUUGACCACGAACAAGUGGCAGUCCCGCGCUGUGGUGGCGAGCCACGGAGUGUCGGUGCCCAAGGCGCAACUUUUGAGACCUGGCGACAAGGUUGAGAUGAGGGUGCCGUUGAUCAUCAAGCCAUGCCGCGAGGACAACUCAAUGGGCAUCACACUCGUCCAAACGGAGUCCGACAUCGAAUCGGCGCUCAUUGAAGGAUUUAAGUAUGAUGACCAGCUCCUCUGCGAGCAAUUCAUCCCCCUGGGCCGAGAGUUGAGGAUCGGCGUGGUGGACGGAGAGGAUGAUGAGCUGGAGUUCCUGCCUGUUAUAGAGUACUUCCUGGGUCACAAGAAGCAGCCCAUCCGCACGUCCGCUGACAAGAUCUCCAGCCCAGACGGCACCGCCAAUGGCAUGGACUUCGUCGGUGGGGAAGCUUUGGCGUCCAGCUCUAAUUCGAGUUCAACCCCAGUUUGGGCUCCCAAAAACAUUGCCUUUCCAUCCUUUUCCACACCAAAUCGGGGUCAGCGCAGUUGCAGGUCGAGCAAGUCAACUUGACCCGCUCAAAACCAUUUCUCACCUUCCCAUCUCCCACCUUAUGAGGAGUAUGAGGUGAUCCAGGACCUGUGCCGAGGAUCGCCAAUGCCCUGCAGACAUCGAUGAAGUGCUGCGGAGGAAGCUGGUGGACAUGGCGCGACGAAGCCAUGAAGCUCUAGGUUGUCGCCACUAUUCCCUCUACGACGUGCGCGUCGAUCCUGAAGGGAAUCCCUUCUUCAUUGAAGCAUCGCCUUAUUGCUCCUUCUCUCCCAAGAGUGUCAUCGUCACCAUGUCCAGGGGUGACCCGAAGUACAACGAUACCGACAUCUUCUACCGCUUAGCAAGGAAAGCGAUCCGUGAACAUCAGCCCAUUGGUUCAUCCAAUCAAGCCAUGGGCAUGAGAAGUCGUGGUGUGCUGAAGGUCGUACGGGCCUGAAGCACACCUCGCUCACAGAUAUCCAGCCGCUCGCGGCAUGUCUUUUCAUGCACCAAGUCGACACUUUUGACCUAAUUGAACGCUUUUGUGGUGGCUGUGGAGUGUGUGGAUCCCUGUGUAGCUUUAAUGAUCCUCCUUUGUACUCCCCAAAUUAAAUCCUGUAGGUCCACUACGCUUUUUUAAAUUGCGGAAACCAACAAUAUAGUUGUGUUGGGACUAUAUCAGACGUUAAGCC
This is a messenger RNA of Durusdinium trenchii, 2429 nucleotides long. Lineage: Eukaryota; Dinophyceae; Suessiales; Symbiodiniaceae. The record is from the annotation of a GenBank genome assembly.